UUAUUGUCUAUCUGUUUCUAUGUAGUCUUAUGAUCGCAAAGUAUUGGAAUUAGAGAGAGACUUUCUAAUGCAAGAAGACAUGUAUACACAGUCUCACAGAGAGUUGGUCCACAUCCAAGAGAGUAUGAAUUCAGAAGUCAAUGAAGUCCUUAAAAGAAUCCAAGAACAUGAGCUAGAGAGAGUUAAUAAAAUUGCAAGAUCACUUAAAGAAUUUGCCAGGACUCUAUCCAAUACAGCUCCUGCCUAUCUUGAGUGUAUGCAGAGGAUUGUCUUCAGUAUUGAUAAAGUGGAUGGUUCUACUGAUAUUGAGUGUUUUGUGAUGGAGCAUGAGAAACUACUGGAGGAACCACUCAUCCCAACACUAGAACUUCACUCUUGCAGUUCUCGUUCAAAUCGAAAAGCCAAAACUGAGAAGUCGUCUGACGAUUUCAAAAAUGAGGAUGCUGACGACAACCUAAAGCUGGCAAGACUUGUUGCAAUACGAUAA
Molecule: messenger RNA, 487 nt
Organism: Amphimedon queenslandica
Lineage: Eukaryota; Metazoa; Porifera; Demospongiae; Haplosclerida; Niphatidae
Exons: 6
Coding region: 68-487 (139 amino acids)
Source: RefSeq, a predicted model, not a curated record